AUGAUUCAGAAAAAAUAUCUGGUGACAUUUUUUGUUGCUGGUCAUUUAACUACAGGAGCUGUUAUUACUAUUUAUUUGUUAGCUAAGCACCCUCAAUAUCAAGAUAAAUUGAGACAAGAACUUUUAAAUGCAUUUCCAAAUCCUGAGUUCACUCCAACAUAUAAUAAUCUUAAUAGUCUAAUGGCUGAUGGAGACACAAUGUUGAAUGGAAUGUUGAAUGGAAUGGAUACUUUGUUCCAAAAGGAUUUUGGUCUUGAUAAGGGCACGACAGAACCUAAUUUGUUAAUAAGAUCCUUAUGUUUUGGAAAAAUUACUAUCAAAAUACUUGCCUGUGGAGAUGAGAAAUACUGUAUAUGGCAUGAAACAUUUGUUGUUUGUGUCAUUUAUACUUAUUUUGCAUUAGAAGGAGCUUGA
This is a messenger RNA of Diversispora eburnea, 414 nucleotides long. The record is from the annotation of a GenBank genome assembly. Lineage: Eukaryota; Fungi; Glomeromycota; Glomeromycetes; Diversisporales; Diversisporaceae.